UAGAUAUCGAAAUGUGCCGCUGCUGCUGCGCCACCUUAACUUUAGAGGAUGGUCGCGCUGGAGUCAUCAGGCAGACAUUUAUUGCAGCUCAUUUCAUUUCAUCUUUUCUCGUCCACCUUCACGUUUUACUUAUUGCUUGUCCGCAGCGUGCAAAACCUUCAAGCUCUUCUAGCUACGCAACACGUGGCCCACCCACGUCGUUCGCCUUCUUCCGUCUCAGUGGCCAUUCUAAAGCGCUAUCAAACAAGAAGAGUAGAAUAUCUAACUCUUUCAUAAACUCUAGCAGUUCAACGCCAGUUGCAGCCAUCUCUCAGCCAUGGAGACUCUCACAGAAACUACGCUCUACCCAAAGAUCACAAACCACAUCAAAGAAGUCGUCAAAGCCCUCAAAUGGUCACACCGUGACCCAUCAAACCCUGAAAAAGAAGUAAUCCUCCCCUCAAUACCAAUUGUCGGCACCGUCAAACUCCAUGGCACUCACGUGGACAUCCUCGUGUACCAGGACAAUACGAUCGUUCUACAGUCACGGAAUAAUGCCAAUCUGAUGACCACCGCCGAUAACCAAGGCUUUGCGAAUGCUAUGACAAAGAAAAGAGGCGCGAUCUUGAGCCUUCGAAACCGCUAUCACGCACGAUGGAGAGAGCUGCAUCCGGGAGAGCCAAUUGAUAUGAGUGUACCCAUCACUAUUGCAGGGGAGUGGAUCGGCGAGAAGAUCCAGAAAGGGGUAGCUCUUGUGCGUCUCUCGAAGCGGCUCGUCAUUAUCUCCGUCAAGAUCAAUGGGAAGUGGGUUCCAGACGCCGAUUACCCCAACAUCGAAGAGCCGAAGGAGGGGAUAUAUAACAUCUCGCGGGGCGGCUUCUACUAUUCAACAUUAUAUCCACAAGACCAACAGUGCACGAAUGACAAUCUCGAGAAGCUGGCAGAAAGGGUCGCUGCGCAAUGUCCUUUCGCGGAGAGCUUUGGUGUGAUAGGCGAAGGCGAAGGCUUAGUCUGGAAGCUUGUCCCGCACAUCGAUCAGUCCGAGCUGUGGUUCAAGACGAAAGGAGGGAAGUUCAAGCCUACGUUCACAUCGGCGCCAAAAAAGCUAUCGGCGGAUGAUGCGGGAAAGAGACAAGCCGCAGCAACAGUUGCAAAAGCAUGGUGCUCUGAGCAGAGAAUGGAGCAGGGCUGGGACUAUCUGAGGGAACAGUCGAUACCGCAAAAUCUAAAAGGGAUAGGCGCUUUUCUCAAAUGGGUACAGCAGGAUAUUCUGUUGGAAGAAGUGGGGUAUAUUGAGGAACAUAUGAUUCAUGAGCAGAUGCUGAGGAUGGAGAUAAUUGCCAUCGCGAAGCCAUGGUUUCAAGAGAGGUACAAGAAAGAGGACGAAUGAAUGAUAGUAGAAGGGGGUGGUCAUGGCGUUGAAUGUGACUCAGGAGUGCUUCGGCCGAGGGACUGUCGUAUUUGAGAUGCAAAGCAGUGCUGAUGUCCCAAACUGCCAAAGUGGAAUAGCAGACAUCUCCAAAGAUACCAAAAUCGCGAGUUAAGUGGAUUUAGGAGACAAGCACUCGGAAGAAUCAAAUUAUCAGUUUAUCAACAUCAGCAACCAUCUCCAGAAUGACUCAGAAACGAAUUCCUCAAUCC
Molecule: messenger RNA, 1620 nt
Organism: Lindgomyces ingoldianus
Lineage: Eukaryota; Fungi; Ascomycota; Dothideomycetes; Pleosporales; Lindgomycetaceae
Exons: 1
Coding region: 317-1369 (350 amino acids)
Source: RefSeq, a predicted model, not a curated record